Messenger RNA from Mycotypha africana, 633 nucleotides. RefSeq lists its product as uncharacterized. The record is from RefSeq and is a predicted model, not a curated record. The coding region runs from base 1 to 633 and encodes 210 amino acids. The transcript is spliced from 2 exons. Lineage: Eukaryota; Fungi; Mucoromycota; Mucoromycetes; Mucorales; Mycotyphaceae.
AUGAAAUUCACAACACUUACAAGUAUUUUACUUACAACAGCAGUCAGUGUCUAUGCUCAGAUUACUGCGCCUACAAGAAAUUACAACGUAACAAGCCCGGUGACAAAUGGUCCAUAUGUCAUUGGACAGAUAUUACCGUGUACCUAUCGCUUAUUUUCUGAUGUCGAUAGUUCUGCACUGAAUCUACAAAUUGAUUUGGAGGCUCUGCCUGUAGGCAACACUAUUUCUUCUUCGUCCUCUUCGAAUGGCAACAACUCUACGACCAUCUCUAUUACUGCUUCAGCCGAUGUCUCGAAAACUGAUGCCUUUGUGAAAAGAGAGGGCAAUUUGACAUAUUACGAACAUUCUAUCAAUUUCAACAUACCUUCUACUGUAAAACCUGGCAACUACCAUGUCAUUUUCUUGGAUAAAUCUACCAGUACAAAAUUGGCAAUUCCUAUUGAAAUUCGACCGGCCGCUGUUCCUACAUCCACAGGCUUGAAAUCGCAAAGUACUAAUGCUCCCGGUCAGUCCUCUACACCAGGUUCUAUUUUUGCACAAGGUGCCGCCGCUUCAACUGUCAAAACAACUUUUGUCUCAACGAAGGUUGUGUUGGCUCUCUUUACGGUUGCUGGUGUCGCUUUUUUACUCUAG